Molecule: messenger RNA, 1653 nt
Organism: Cercospora beticola
Lineage: Eukaryota; Fungi; Ascomycota; Dothideomycetes; Mycosphaerellales; Mycosphaerellaceae
Source: RefSeq, a predicted model, not a curated record
AUGGACAGCCUCACAGCCCAGUUCGGCGCGCAGAUGAACAUGCUGGACGUCGAGCACGCUGCCCGCGCCCAUGUCAACAUGGACGAUCUGGCGAGCGCGUUCGAGUCUUACCGUGUCACCGCAGACUUGCCGCCGACAGCCCGCCACAUGGGUCCCAACACCAAACACCACCAGCUCGUUGUCGUAUUCCCCUGCUUCGACCUCAUGCCUCAGGGGGCUGACAUCGCACUCGAAGUCCCUUGCAACGCAGCGCAACGUGAGCCGCCGAAGAAAGGCGCCUUCUUCGAGCACAAUUUCCCGGAUGUGAUGGUGAGGCUGCCAACUCGUGCCGAUGUUGCUCAUGCUGCGAUACCUACAUUUGAGCGAAAGAAUCUUCUCGAGUCGAUGGUGGAGCGCUUGACGCUCGCGCCUGGUUUCAGCACGCUGAAUGUCGUUUCUUACUUUGCCACUGACCUGCAGACUACGCCCAUGUAUCGCUUCCAACUCAAGACCCGUUGGGUGACCUCCUCGCCGAAUCCACUCUUCGAAGAAGAAGUUCAAUCGAUUGAAGUCAGUGCAGCAGAGUGGAGCGAGAUCCGAACUCAAGGCGCGCAAGUCAGCUGGGUGAAGCUCCUCGAGUCGCAUGUCAACCGUGCAACGGACUUCUCGUACCUUCGUGUACUUGAGCGCGUCAAGAAGCACGAUCCCGAAGUGGCACACUUCGAUACCAGCGGGUGCGACACUCUCUUUGAUAGCGCGCCACUUCAGUCCAUCAACAACGUUCUGAGGAUUCGAAUGAGCGCAAAAGGAGUUCGCCGUACCAUGAUUGACGACGAGCAAGAUAUCUUCGAGCUCCCAUGUGGUCAUCAAUUCAUGUGCAAUGAGACUCACCUGAUGUGCGCGAUGUCGGAAGAAGACUGUCUGGCCGCGAAAUGCCCACAGUGCGAGCAGAAGAUUUUACACAGCGAUACUGACUUUGUUCGCGUCGCCAUCGUGCACGACCGUCGUGCUCGUGAUUAUUACAAGCGUGAACGAGAGUGGUGGAAGCUAGCGACCGCACGUUUCAAGCAGGAGGUCAUCCUCAGUCCAAGCUCACAUGCCACCAGAUUCUCGAUCAAGUGCAAAGACUUUCGCACAGCGAUCGUGAACGCUAGGAAAUCCUUUCGCGUGCCUGCCACAGCCAUGCCCAACGAGAUCAACUUCGCAGAGUAUCCCGAAACGAUCGUGAUCUGCGACAGGUUGGUGCAGAACCUAUCGCACGACUUCCAGAGCAUGACUGUACUGGGCCGCAGCACCAUGGGCCUACUCAUCAACUUCGCAACCCAGGUGCUGAAAGAGUAUACUGGUGUGCAAGACGCCGCAGACAUCUGGACUGUGAUGCCCCCGAAGUACCGCGGUUUUGUGCUUGCGUGGUUCUACAGAACCCUCGUAUUGGCCUAUUACAUGGUCAAGAAGAGCGAGCAGCAGUUGGGCCAGAUGGCAGAGGACCUGUUCGUUGAGAAACCCGACGACAGUAUCAAGCUGGGCUACAAGCUUGACUCCGCGGUCAUGGGUAAGCGCCGCAAGAGCAUGGCUGUGCAUGGCACUUUUGGCAACGUCCCGCUGCAGAAGGCGAGGAUCCCUUACCAUCCUCAACCAAGCGACUGGCAGAAGCAGGAGCGAGUGUUGAUGUAG